This is a messenger RNA of Saccostrea cuccullata (small rock oyster), 1849 nucleotides long. RefSeq names its product membrane progestin receptor alpha-like. The record is from RefSeq and is a predicted model, not a curated record. NCBI's taxonomy places the organism in Eukaryota, Metazoa, Mollusca, Bivalvia, Ostreida, Ostreidae. Bases 68 to 1075 code for a protein of 335 amino acids. The transcript has 2 exons. Gene Ontology annotation, cellular component: membrane. Gene Ontology annotation, molecular function: signaling receptor activity.
UCGGGUUUUAAAGGCCGCCGAGGAACACCAGCGUCGCUAGGUGGGGAUAAGGUGCGUGCACGAGCUCAUGGCUAUGUUUCAUGGCGAGUUAUACAAGAAGACCCUCCCUAGAUCCCGGGUCCCGGCCUACUUCCACGUGCCGUACAUAGAGGCAGGGUACCGCUAUAUUCACCAGCCAUGGACAUUCUACAUCUACAGUAUCUUUUACAACAACAUGGAGACGCUCAACGUUUGGACGCAUGUCGUGGGCACGCUUCUAAUGACGUCACGUCUGUACCAAAUAUCUGUCAACUUUGACCUUGGUGACCCCUACAUGUGGCCCCUCUUAGCAGCGAUUCUCUCUUUUACGGUCAUGUUCGUCACCAGUAGUACCGCGCACAUGUUUUCUCACAAAUCUAUGGAAGUGAACUGUUGUAUGUUUAUGGCAGACUUUGCAUGUAUUGGUCUCUAUGGAUACGGCACCAUACUUACCCACUACUAUUAUUCUUUGGAUCAGUGUUUCUUGGAAUCGGUUCUUCUGAGGAACGUGUUCUACUUCGGUUCAGUACUUGCUAUACUUAGUACCGCCUUUGGAUCGAUGUCCAAAGCUAUAGUUCAUGAUCUUCAUUCCAAACGACGGACAGCCUUAAUAGUUUCGGGUCUAGGUGCAAUAUAUCUUUUGUCCAACAUUCCAAUUCUCCAUAGGAUCUGGAACUCCGAGUGGACGGACGGGAUCGCUCACCAUCUUAAACAAAUGGCCAGUAUGAUUGGCGUCUGUUUCUUCUACUCUACAAAACUCCCAGAACGUCUCUCACCGGGGACUUUUGACUUCAUAGGAAACAGCCACCAAAUCUUUCAUAUCCUGUUCGUCUUGUGUACUCAGAAUCACUUGGAUGGUGUCGUCUGGGACAUCAACUUCCGGCAGACGUUCGUAGUCCGUCGGCCUCCACCGUCCCUUUGGAACAUUUUUGGAAUCAUUGCUCUUAUCUGUUUGGCAGACAUACUGACUAUGAAAUAUUUUUAUUCUAGAUUUAAAAAGAGAUGUUUGAAGAAAGAUACAAAUUCUAAUGAACUUAAGGCGAAAACCAAUGGCUAAGCCAACAAACAGAAAAACCAGCCAAUAAAAAGAGAUGCUUGAAGAAAGAUACAAAUUCUAAUGAACUUGAUGGAAACCAGUGGCUCAGCCAACAAACAAUAUGGGGUUGGGGUUUCCGACCGAUGGCUGUUUUUGUUUGUUUUUGUUUUAUUUUGGGUUUUUUUGCCUACCUCUCCAUUCAAUUCAAUUUUAAGCCAAGAACCACAGCUCUAAGAAUUACUCCUUUUUGUUCAUUUGUCCCGGAAAAGUGAUAAUUUGACCUUGAAAUCCAACAUGAUUAACUUGUCCUUAAUUUUCAUCCCAUUCUUUCUAGUAAUUGCAUAAUGACAUCCUCUUCUUUUUGUGAAAAAAAGAAGAGGAGCGGAACUUCUUCCCUGGCAAACGAAGAUGGGUACAAAAACAGAAAUUUCUGGCCUGUCGUUAUAAUUUUGUAAUACAUAUGGGUUUAGGGUAUUUCAAUACUCAUUUGUUGAAUGUCUCAUUUGUUAUUAUUGUAAAAACUGGAUCUGGUCUACACUUGCCAAAAUGUAACAGUAUAUCACAUACACAUGUAUAUACUUCAAAAUGUUAAAAAAUAUACUAUACUACGCAAAUAUAGCUAAGCGUGAUCUAGCCCAGUCAAGUCUUUCAGCAUACUACAUAUGUGUAAUUUUACCAACGUAUGUAAUGCAUCGAAAUGAAGAUUCAUAUAUACGUAUGUAACACAAAACUUUGAUGGAUUCUUUUAUAUACAUUUCCAAUAUUGUUAUCGUUGUUUAUUAAAUUUUUACUUUU